Nicotiana tabacum (common tobacco) is the source of this 2088-nucleotide messenger RNA. The record is from RefSeq and is a predicted model, not a curated record. Lineage: Eukaryota; Viridiplantae; Streptophyta; Magnoliopsida; Solanales; Solanaceae.
UGGAUUCUUUUGAAUAUGGCUCCUAAAUGUUUUAUCUUACAUUGGAUUUGUGAUUCUAAUAUUCACUGUUCUGCUUUUAUAGGUCCAAUCCAUCAAAUGGAUCGACAGCCUGUGAAACAAAUGGUAUAUAUUAUAUUCGUUGAUCAUUCAGGCCCAUUUUCUUUUUCGGCAGUUGAAAGCCAAAAUCCGGACUACUCUCACUUUGUAUCGCUUCCAUUAGCCAUAUAUCCUGAACUGGUAAACAAACUCAUCAACUUUCAGAGCUCAGUUCUUGGAAUUACUGAAGUGUCCAAGUCCCCUACCUCAGAAUCAAAGGCUUCAGAACUAUUAGAGUUGGGAAUUGAGAAGUCCAUCUUUAUUAAUCCAAAAACAUUCCACUUGACUGUGCUCAUGCUGAAGCUUUGGAAUAAGGACGAUUUUGAAGCAGCUGCUCAGGUUUUGCGGAGUGUCUCACCAAAAGUACUUGAUGCUUUGGAGAGCCGACCUGUGUCUAUAAGACUGAAGGGUUUGGUAAGUAUUUAUCCAAGUUAUACAAUUAUGCACUUCGGGCUGCUAUAGUUGAUAACCAUUACAUGUUAAUUCUUAUCCGCGUAAGUUAUAUCAUCUCCUUAUUGAAGCUAAUUUUUUUUGUACACAGCUGGUUUAGUUAUGACAAUUUAAGUGGCAUUAUAACCCUUUCCUUUGAAAUUUAUCCGUGGAGUUCGUAUUUGCUUAUCUGCUUGUAAUCAAUCUUUGGGUGAAUCAUCUGUUGCUAAUCGUCUGCAUAAAAAGGUAUAGGUUAACGCACAAGAAGUGGAUAACCUAUUAUUGGGAAGGGUCAAAUAAUAGGGCGUGUAUAUUAUACCCGGAUGUAAUGACUACAAUAAAUAGCCACGUGGCCUAGUAAUAUGUUGCCAACGCAUUAAAUGGGACCACACCUAUUGCGCCAUUAGCGGGAGGGGUAAUUUUAAGCCUAGAAAUAACAUCGUGUGUAUUUAUGGACCAAAAGGUGGAUGCAAGGUAAUUUUAGACCAUUUACCAAGCAAUAGGGGUAGUUUUGGCCCUUUUCCGUAAGAAAAAUGAUCAAAACACCGCCUGCCACUACUCAUCCCAUCUCAUGUAGUAGAGUCCAAUAACGAAGAAACAUGGAAAAAUGUUGUAGAUUGAGCAGAAGGUGAUUAAUGGUUUUCUUGCUGUAGCAAAUGCACUUCACCAUUAAUGGCUAUCUUGAUGCAGCAAAGGAUCUGGGAUUCAUUGAACAAAGUAACAGAGGAGUGAAAGGAAACAAUGAAAGGAUAGACUAGUGGUGAGGAAUCUCCACCUACCGUAAGAUUAUUGGUUUAAGUCACCAAAAGAGCAAAGUAGGAAAGGAUCACUCCUCGGCUCAAAGUUCUCGAAUGAACAUCGAGGGAAGACAUCUAAGAGCAAGUCACCUUUCAGUAUUCACAAAUUUUAGCAACUGUCAAAUUGGAAAUUUUCAUAUUGUAUUACAGAAACUAAUGUUUUUAUAUUGUUUAGGUUCAUAUGCAUGAAGAUCAUCUAUAUUUUGUUUUUUCAGUAUUAAAUAUUGUCUGAAUUUAACUUGCACUUUAUCUUUUACUUCAAAAACAAAAUGAUAGAUCUCAUACUAGAGAUACUUGAAAUGUCCAACUAUAAGGUUCGAAUAAAUUUAAGUUGCCACCUGACGUGUUUGUUCCUUUUUUCCUUUUAUAACUAUACAUGUGUUGAAUGUGAUGUAAUUUUUCCAUGCACCACAAAAUUUCAAUAUUUUGUUGUGCAAAGUAAAAUAACGCGAGUUAACUUAAUCAAUUUAGUUGUACUUCGCUAGUGACUUUUUCUUUGGCUUUUUCCUUUUUGGAGAGUAAUUGCCGGGCUUGCAGUAUGUGUUUAUCAAAAAAAUGCAUACGGUCCACUCAGAUUUUAUUUUAUGGAUUCUGAUGUCUAUUUGUUGUGCUAUAGCAGUUUGCUAGUUUGGAAUAUUUUCUUGUGGUUUGAUGAUUUUCUCUUAUGGGCUAAUAAGUUAAUGGCUUGGGGAAACACUAAAACAAGAAAGAAAACCUCUCCAAACAGGAUACAAGAAUUAGUAGUGAUAUUACAGUUGUAGUAAUA